AUGGCAAGAAAGGCCAGCUACACCACGUUGGCUCUUUUCAUAGUCACAUUCAAUAUUACUUCCUUGAAGAAAGUCAGGAGUGAUUCAAAUCAUGUCAAAUUCGAUGCUCUGGAUCCGCUAUUACACCCUCCGAUGCCGUCUCCGUCUCCAACCACCCCGUGGGCUGUGUCAGAAAUCGCAGCUACACCUCUUCCGCGGUAUUCAUCAAGUCAAUCCGAGGAUGAUGAUCUUGAUCCAGUAUGGCAACCACUCCCAACAUCAGCUCCAUCCCUUCUUCAACACGAACAAUGCAAUGCUCAGGAGAAAUCUAAGAAGGGUGGCAAAAAGGGCAAACCCCAGAAGAAGAAAUGUGUCGGUAGGUACCAUCAUUCCUUGGCCACAACGGUCAGCGGAGCGGCAGGAACGCUUGGAACUCCCAAAUCGUUUAUCAAGCGACAUGGUACAAUUUUGAAAGCGGGGCCACAAUUUUAUAGACCAGUGGGACCUAAUAUAUAUUGGCUUGGUCUGGAUGAAAAUGAUGGUAGAAAAGUAUCAUAUCCUUCGAAGAAAAGAAUUCGAGAGGCUUUUGCUAUCGCUGCUGCAAUGGGAGCAAACACAGUUAGAUCUAUCACGCUGGGAGUCAGUACUGGUAACCCACUCAGUAUUUGGCCAUCGAAGGGGGAGACCAAUGAAGAUGCUUUUGAUCCAAUCGAUUAUGCCAUCGGGACUGCCAGGCAUUACGGUAUAAGGCAUGAAGCACUCCCCGAUCAUCUCCACACCUCUGAGAAACUGACUUCACCUCUUCACCUUAUCUAUCACGCGUAUCUUAGAUUCUAUCACGGAGGUAAAUACGAUUUCUUGGAAUGGGAGGGCAUCAACUCGGCAGAUCGUGACGCCGAACAGCAUUUCUACACCAACAGAAAAGUUAUAGAUAGUUUCAAAGCAUAUAUCAAGGUGAUCUUGAACCACGUGAAUCAGUACACUGGAAUCGCAUUGAAAGAUGAUCCCACAAUCAUGGCGUGGGAAACAGGAAACGAGCUUGGGGCAUUCAACUUGAAAGAAGGUGCUGCACCUGGUGACUGGACCACUGAAAUUGCAAAUCACAUCAAACGCAUCGACACCAAACAUCUAGUUGUUGAUGGCUCAGAUGGAAUUCGAGACACCGACGGCGACGAAAUAGAUGGGUUAUCUAUUGACCCCAUAGAUAUCGUCACAGAUCACAUGUAUCAUCAUACGCUUUCAAUGUCGUCCGAUAAAGUUCUGGUGAUCGGUGAGUAUGAUUGGACAGGCUCCAAUGGUGGAAUGCCUUUGAGUACAUUCUACAAUCAACUCAGGAAGGCCCACAAUGUUGGUGAUUUCGCCUGGAAUGUGAUGUCUCAUGACGACCAGUGUUGUCGUUUCAUCGCGCAUGAUGAUGGCUAUAGUAUCUAUUAUCCCAAUGGUAAUGCUAAUCUUCUUCAAAGAAGACUUUUGAGGCUUGUUCAGCAUUGUAUGACGGGGAGAGAAUCUCCACAUGUUCUUCCUGCCGUUGCUUGUCCACAGCCAGAAUGGUACUCUGACUCAGAUGAUGACGAGACCGAUUCAUGA
This is a messenger RNA of Melampsora larici-populina 98AG31, 1566 nucleotides long. RefSeq names its product family 5 glycoside hydrolase. The record is from RefSeq and is a predicted model, not a curated record. Gene Ontology annotation, molecular function: hydrolase activity, hydrolyzing O-glycosyl compounds. Bases 1 to 1566 code for a protein of 521 amino acids. The transcript has 11 exons. Lineage: Eukaryota; Fungi; Basidiomycota; Pucciniomycetes; Pucciniales; Melampsoraceae.